AUGGGUAGUGGCAGAAAAGGCAACUUAAACCAACCGCAUGGAACAAUGUUGGUAAUUUACUGGCUCCCCCAUAACCGAGAAGUUCUGGGAUACACUGGACAUUUCUCAGGCCCUAUCGUUUCCCCUGCAGCUCUCUCAGCUCUGCCUCCACGUGUGUCUGCUUUGUGUCAGGCCAGCUUCCUCCAUGGCGGCGGGGCAGCCCUCAUCAUCAGCACUCAGGGCAAACGCUGCCUUGCUCCCAUCUGGAGUUACGGCAAGAGCAGUUUCCUGCAGUCCUGGCAGGAGAGUCUGAAGGGGUGGCUCUGCCUGGACCACCACAGCCAAGGAAAUGCCCAGGUCGACUCCUGA
This is a messenger RNA of Rangifer tarandus platyrhynchus (Svalbard reindeer), 348 nucleotides long. NCBI's taxonomy places the organism in Eukaryota, Metazoa, Chordata, Mammalia, Artiodactyla, Cervidae. The record is from the annotation of a GenBank genome assembly.